CAUGCCAAUGGUUUCUAUGGCAACCACAGAAGCAGAUGCAGGAGUGACUUCAACCAGGAGUAUCGUAAAGCAGCCCGUCCACAACCUCCUGAUAUUUUUUUGAAGAGGAUGAAGGAAACCCCUUCAAAGCACAUAUUCUCCAAGCAUGAUAACAGGCAUGCCUUCCCAGGAUCGGCUACAUAUUUUGAGCAUGGCUUAGGGAGAAGGAGAAUAGAUGGGAGCCUUCCCAAUACCCAGACCUUGAUUGACUGGAUCCCCUUGAAGGAGGAAUUAGAACGCGAGAGGCCCCUUCUCUCAAGUUAUCAGUUUGACUUCCACUCCAAAGGGAAGGUUCCCCAGGUCUUAAUCCAUCAUCGUCAAUCGCAAGAGCAACUCCUCCAACGCAUACCCAGCACCACCUAUCAGCAUACCUACCGAAGCUACUGUCUGUAUGAACCUAACCUGAGGAUAUUCAAAGAGCAGCAGGUGGCUGAACUGAAAGAGCCCGAGACUACUGUUCCUACUGUUCCUGCUUCCAGUGAGCCCAGCACUCUGGUCUCCAGUGACCCUCCAGCCCCAGCACCUGCCUCCAGCGAGGCCACUGCAACAGAGACCAGAACAGCUGCAGAGGCUGUUGCUCCAGCACCUGUUUCUGGACGUUCUGUGUUUCAUCUGCCACCCCGACUGACAGUUUCUGACUGUUUGCACUGGCAUAAUUGUUGA
Messenger RNA from Python bivittatus (Burmese python), 702 nucleotides. The record is from RefSeq and is a predicted model, not a curated record. Lineage: Eukaryota; Metazoa; Chordata; Lepidosauria; Squamata; Pythonidae.